Molecule: messenger RNA, 1363 nt
Organism: Paecilomyces variotii
Lineage: Eukaryota; Fungi; Ascomycota; Eurotiomycetes; Eurotiales; Thermoascaceae
Exons: 1
Coding region: 179-1135 (318 amino acids)
Source: RefSeq, a predicted model, not a curated record
UCGACUCACUCUCUCCCCUCUCUCUUCGCGAUCUGCCUGCAAUUCCACCAUAGCCUGCAAAUCGGUCUGGAAUCCGUGGGAUUUAACGAUUUUACGACCGUACGAACGUAAAGAGAUACAUCUCCUUUGCAACCUUCCCAUCCGCUAUCGAACGAAACCUUAAGCGCGGCCACCAGCCAUGGCCGCCCGUUCGAUGGAUGCGCUGCAAAGCUUCGCCUACCUUAGUGAAAACCUACCGUCAUGGAUCACCCGAGUCUCCGACCUGGCGACGUAUACGGCCGCCAAACACGCCGAAUUCUCCGCAGAGUACAAGAAACUCACGCAUGUCAAGCCGCGCCGGCGCAAGAACAGUUCACUUCACUCGCUUCGCCCCGAUGACACGAAUCCUCCCGAGGACGCGUCCGCCGCAAACCCUCGAAAGAGACGGACAGAUGACGAGCCGUCAGUUCGAUCGGGCGACGAUGCUCCUCCGAUCAUUCGGACGCGCCAUAUGGUCGUCGUCCACUACGACGGCCACGCACAGAAGGAAAUGGAACAGGUGGUGCGGGAUAUCGGCUCCGCGAGGAAUAACAUCCGCAGAGGCAAAAUGUCGCAGAUGGUCAGGCCGGGCGGCUUUGCUAUGAGUAUGUUUUCCAAAUUGAGUGACCCGUCGACCACCACCUUCGGCCAGAUCAACGCAGCCCAGACGGCAUCCGAACUCGCGGCUGCUGUUGGCCCAAGGCGCAACACCAAGAAAGAAUCCCCCUUUGAUUUUGCCGACAAGCAGCUGGAGCUGGCACAGAGCAUGUGCGAGUCAGGUGCCCACCAAUUCCUUCGCUGCGGAGACUGCUCCGCUGAACUGCAGGGCGUCCAGGAGAAGUUCCAAAUCUUGUUGGAGAUGGCCACGGCCGAGGUUGAACGCUUGAAGGAGGAGAAGAGGUUGCAGGAACAGAAUAAGACAGAAGAGGAAGAAGAGGAGGAUCCGAAUCACGAGUCAGCAAAAGACAAGCCCACCGGUGUGACUGCCCUAGCGGCGGAGAAUGGCAAGCCACCGGCGCCGGGCUCGACAGCCAUCGAAGUUGAUGAUAAUGCUUCUGCGGAAUCCAUAUCUAUCGACUUGGCCGCGUUCCGCUCCGCCUCCCGAUUCCGGAUGUGAUCCGAACGAACUGAAUCUUCGUAUUCGUCUAGCGUGCCCUGGCCUUCGGUUACAUUCAAUUUCCCCAUGGGCAGUGGGCAUUUGAUCCUUAGCGUCUCGUUUGCUGGAACUCGUGACAGGAAAAAAGCAGCCUUUGCAUAGCCUCUCAUUCCGUGAACCUCCUUUCUAGCGUGAUACCUAUCUUCUGUGAUACCUAAUUCUGUCAUUUCCUUUACUAUAUUUUUCUUU